This is a messenger RNA of Colletotrichum spaethianum, 1941 nucleotides long. RefSeq names its product glucoamylase. The transcript has 6 exons. The record is from RefSeq and is a predicted model, not a curated record. Lineage: Eukaryota; Fungi; Ascomycota; Sordariomycetes; Glomerellales; Glomerellaceae. Gene Ontology annotation, biological process: polysaccharide catabolic process. The coding region runs from base 1 to 1941 and encodes 646 amino acids. Gene Ontology annotation, molecular function: starch binding; glucan 1,4-alpha-glucosidase activity. Gene Ontology annotation, cellular component: fungal-type vacuole.
AUGGUUUACCUCCAGCAUGUUAUGUCAGGAGCACUGGCAUCCAACACCACCGAGCAUCUCACACAGCCCAUCAUGAAGCUGCUCACCUCCGCUCUCCUGCUCGGCUCGCUUGCCACUCAGACCAUCUUUGGCUACCCAGGAGCUCAGAUCGUCAAGCGAGAUGUUGACUCCUUCAUUUCUACUGAGACCCCCAUCGCCCUCAGGGAGUUACUCUGCAACAUCGGACCGAACGGCUGCCAUGCCCAAGGUGUGAGCUCCGGUAUUGUUAUUGCUUCUCCGGACAAAGUAGACCCUCCGUACUCCGGUCUUGUCUUCAAGGCUAUUGUAGACAUCUUUACAAACAGCUAUGACGCAAAUCUCCAGACCAACAUUCAGAACUACAUCGCUGCUCAGGCUCGUCUUCAGGGGGUUUCGAACCCUUCGGGAGGUCUUGGCGACGGCCAGGGUCUUGGCGAGCCCAAGUUCGAGGUAGACUUGAGGGCUUAUACUGGUGAUUGGGGGCGACCUCAGAGGGACGGCCCGGCGUUGCGAGCGGUUGCCAUCAUCGGUUACGCCAAGUGGCUGGUGGCUAAUGGCUACUCUUCCACUGCCUCGUCGGUCUUGUGGCCCGUUAUCCGCAACGACCUGAACUACGUUGCCCAGUACUGGAACCAGACCGGCUUCGAUCUCUGGGAGGAGGUUCAGGGGAGCUCCUUCUUCACUGUCGCCAGUCAGCACCGCGCACUUGUUGAGGGUAGUGCGUUGGCUCGCUCGCUGGGUCUGUCUUGCAACGCUUGCGAUGCCGUUGCACCCCAGGUUCUUUGCUUCUUGGGUAGAUUCUGGAAUCCUGCUGGCAACUAUAUGGUGGCCAACAUCAACGGAAACGGAAGAUCUGGUCGUGAUGCCAACGUCAUCCUCGCUUCCAUCCACAACUUCGACCCCGCCGCGGCCUGCGACGCAGCAACCUUCCAACCAUGCAGUGACAAGGCUUUGGCUAGCCACAAGGUUGUCGUGGACUCGUUCCGCACCAUUUAUGUACUCAACAACGGAAUCGCGCAAUCUGCAGCCAUCGCGGUGGGAAGAUAUCCUGAGGAUAGCUACUACGGUGGCAAUCCUUGGUACCUCAACACCCUCGCCGCCGCCGAGCAGCUGUACGACGCCCUUUACGUCUGGAAGCAGCAAGGGUCCAUCACCGUCACUCAAACCUCCCUUGCCUUCUUCCGUGAUCGUCUUGGCUCCGUCGCUCCUGGGACCUACGCCUCCGGCUCAUCGACCUACACUUCUCUCAUCAACGCUGUGAGCGCCUAUGCCGACGGAUUCAUGAACAUCGUCGCGACCUACGCCCAGACCAACGGCUCGCUUGCCGAGCAGUUCUCGCGCAGCAAUGGCCAGCCUCUGUCGGCCGAUGAUCUGACCUGGUCCUAUGCCGCGUUCCUCACCGCCGCUCAACGUCGUGCCAAUGUUAUCCCCAAGGGCUGGGUGGGCUCCGCGACAUCUGUCCCAGGCACUUGCCAGGCCACCUCCAUUGCCGGAUCCUACUCCAGCGUCACAGCGGUCUCUUUUCCCGCCAACCAGACACCCCAGACCAACGUGCCCACCAGUACGCGUAACACGGCGACUCCAACUGCCACUGGCUGCCCAAUUGCGAGCUCCGUGCUCGUCACCUUCAAUGCCCGUGUCGUGACGCAGUUCGGACAGACUGUCAAGCUUGUUGGUAACAUUCCUUCGCUCGGAAACUGGAACCCAAGCAACGCUGUCACUUUGAGCGCUUCGGGAUACACCUCUGCCAACCCCGUCUGGUCUGUGACAGUUGAGCUGCCGGCCGGUCAGGCUAUUCAGUACAAGUACAUCAACGUCGCCAGCAGCGGCACGGUUACUUGGGAGAACGACCCCAACCGCAGCUAUACCGUCCCGUCGUCUUGCGCGACCUCGGCCACCAAGUCUGACUCUUGGCAGGGCUAG